AUGUGUCACCCAAAGCAUGACGAAGGUGCAUUCGCAACAGCGGCCGGCUCCCAGAUACCUGUGACACUUGUCACAGAUAACCUUGAGAAAUCCUCACUUGAUGAUCGCGUCUACCGAGUUGUUCGACUCGAUAACGAGCUCGAGGCUCUUUUGGUGCACGAUCCCAAGACCGACAAGGCCAGUGCUGCUCUUGACGUCAACGUAGGAAAUUUCAGUGAUGAAUCUGAUGUUCCUGGUAUGGCCCAUGCGGUCGAGCAUCUUCUUUUCAUGGGCACAAAGAAGUUUCCCACUGAGAACGAAUAUGGGCAAUAUAUCCUCGACAAUUCAGGUAGCUACAAUGCUUACACCUAUCCAACCUCAACAAACUACCACUUCGAUAUUUCUGCCAAGUCAGACAAGGACCAGGAGCCUUCAGACACAAACCCAUCCCCGUUGCGUGGGGCUCUGGAUCGGUUUGCCCAAUUCUUCAUCGAACCGCUCUUUCUUUACGAGACCCUCGACCGAGAGCUGAACGCUGUUAACUCGGAGCAUAAGAAUAAUCUUCAGGAUGAUGACUGGAGACUGGAACAGCUUGAAAAAUCUCUUUCGAACCCUGAGCAUCCCUUCCACCUAUUCGGGACCGGUAAUUAUGAGGUUUUGAAAACCCUUCCUGAGGCACGUGGAAUUAAUGUCAGGGACAAGUUCAUCGAGUUCCAUGACAAACACUAUUCGGCCAAUCGCAUGAAGCUGGUUGUUCUCGGGAGAGAGUCUCUUGAUGUGCUUCAGAAAUGGGUUGCAGAGCUUUUCUCCCCAAUCGUUAAUAAGAAACUCCCUCCGAACAGAUGGCCUGGAGAGCUUCCAUUUCGGGAGUCUGACCUGGGAAUGCAAUGCUUCGCAAAGCCAGUCAAGGACUUGAGGGAGCUGAACUUGUAUUUUCCCUUCAUCGACGAGGAGUUCAUGUUCGCCACCCAACCCAGUCGUUAUAUCAGUCAUCUUCUCGGACAUGAGAGACCUGGAAGUAUCAUGUCAUACCUCAAGUCUAAGGGCUGGGCAGAUGGCCUGUAUGCAGGUGCCCAUCCCGUAUGCCCUGGUACUCCCGACAUUUUCAAUGUGCAAGUCUGUUUGACGGAAGAGGGUCUUAAAAACUACGAUGAGAUUAUCAUGGUUUUCUUUCAGUACCUUACGUUGCUACGAGAAGAGCCUCCCCAGGAAUGGAGAUUUCAGGAACAAAAGGUGAUGGCAAAUGUCGCCUUCAAGUAUGAGCAAAAGACACCCGCCAGUAGUUUCGCUCGCCGCAUCAGUUCUGUCAUGCAAAAGCCUCUUCCACGAGAAUGGUUACUCAGUGGCCAUACCCGACUCCGAGAAUUCGCCCCUGAUCAGAUCGAACAGGCGCUCUCUAAGAUUCGCCCGGACAAUUUCCGCAUGGUCAUUGUGUCACGAAACCAUCCCGGUAACUGGGACCAGAAAGAGAAGUGGUACGGAACUGAAUACCGCCACGAGAAGAUCCCCAAUGAUCUUAUGGAGGAAAUCAAGAAGGCCGCCGCAGUAUCCCCGAAAGAACGCCUGCCGGCCCUUUAUCUACCAAAGAAGAACGAAUUCAUCCCGAACGACCUCGAUCUCGAGGUCAAGAAGGAGGUAGAUGAGCCUGCCCUCAAUCCGCAAGUACUACGCAACGAUGACAUUGCCAGGACAUGGUGGAAGAAAGACAACACUUUCUGCGUUCCUCUCACCUACGUAGGAGUGAGCUUGAGGACCCGCCUUAUCUACACUUCUGCGGAAAAUACUGUCAGAGCCGACCUAUUUAUAGCCCUGGUUAACGAUUCGCUAAGAGAACGCUCCCAAUACGCUAGAUUGGCUGGUUUUGAUUACAGCUUGAGUCGCGAUGAGCGGGGUUUGUUGUUGCUAGUCGAAGGCUAUAGUGAGAAGCUUCCUACGCUGCUGGAACAAGUCGUAACAACAAUGCGAGAUCUCCGUACCGGACAUCGCUUCGAGAUCGUUAAAGAGCGACGUAUUAGGGCAUACGAGAACUGGCAGCUUGGAAAUCCCUACACCCAGGUCUCUGACUACAUCCAGUGGCUAAACGCACCUGAUGGAUAUUUCACAAUAGAAGAGCUCACGCAUCAGUUUCAAGGUUCCACGAUUGAAAACGUCGGACUUUUCGCGAACCAAAUGCUUAGCCAGAUGUUUAUUGAGGUUUACGUAUAUGGAAAUACGUACAAGAAGGAUGCUCCAAGCAUAACCAACAUGAUUGAAUCUAUCUUGAAGCCUCGAGCAUUGCCCAGAGAUCAGUGGCCCGUCAUGAAGUCUCUUCUCCUGACUGAGGGCUCGAACUACGUCUUCAGAAAGACUCUCAAGGAUGAGGCGAAUGUCAACCAUUGUGUUGAGACUUGGUUCUAUGCCGGUAGUCGCGAUGACCGGGAGAUAUGCGCCAAGACCAUGCUCCUUGGCGAGAUGCUCCACGUGCUUGUCUUUGAUCAACUUAGAACCAAAGAGCAGCUGGGCUAUAUCCUGUUUAGCGGACCUGGGGCUUUUUCAACAACAUAUGGUUUCUACUUCCUUAUCCAGAGCGAGAUGACACCAGAGUUCCUCGAUGCCCGUAUCGAGGCGUUCCUUAUGAGAUACGCACACACUUUGGAAAAGAUGACUGAAAACGAAUUUGAAGGUCACAAGCGAAGUUUGAUCAACAAAAAGUUGGAGAAGGUCAUAAAUUUUGAUCAGGAGUGGGUUCGUCAUUGGUCUCAAAUUACAAACGAACGGUACGACUUUGAGCUGGCCCAACGCGACGCUGCACAAAUCAAGCUGCUGACCAAGCUUGAAGUCGUGGAGUUUUACAGCAGGCUUCUCAACCCAACCUCCACUCGUCGAGCUCGUUUGUCCAUCCACUUGAAAGCCCAAAACAAGGCCGAGGGCGUCGACAAGCGACAAGAGGAGGCCCAGAGAAAGGCCGAUGAGGAACCAUCACCUGGAAAUGCUCUCGAGACUGCUCAAGAGAUCACAGAUGUCGGACUUUACAAGGCUGGUCUUGCUGUCAGUUCCGGUUUGGUGCCUUUCCAGGAUAUUGAUAAACUUCCGGUUCGUGAUGGCGAUGAUUGA
Fusarium coffeatum is the source of this 3072-nucleotide messenger RNA. RefSeq lists its product as uncharacterized. The record is from RefSeq and is a predicted model, not a curated record. Gene Ontology annotation, molecular function: metalloendopeptidase activity; metal ion binding. The transcript has 4 exons. Gene Ontology annotation, biological process: peptide catabolic process. Bases 1 to 3072 code for a protein of 1023 amino acids. Lineage: Eukaryota; Fungi; Ascomycota; Sordariomycetes; Hypocreales; Nectriaceae. Gene Ontology annotation, cellular component: mitochondrion; cytosol.